AUGGAGCUGGAUGUGCAAAGGGCCAAGGAGCUCAUCGAGCAGAAGCUGGUGGAGGAGGAGGAGGAGGAGAAGCGACUCAAAGGGGAUGGUGCACGGGAGCCACGGGCCGUGGAGCGGAUGAGCACACCUGAGCUGGAAGAGGAGAAACGGUGUGGCCCCAGGAACCGGGGCCUCAAUGCCAUCAAGGGCCAGGAGCGGGUGCGGAAGAGCUCGGUGGACCUGCGGCGGGGGAUACUGCGCCUCAUCGAGCUCCGCAAGCAGCGCCGGCAGCGCCGGGAGGAGCGAGCAGCCACCCCCGAGCCCGCCCCACUGCCAGAGCCCCUGGAGAUCGAGGGGCCUGUGGAGCCAGAGACCUUCCUGCGAGCUGCUGUCCAGGGCAAGAUGCCUGUGAUUGAGAAGUUUCUGGCAGACGGUGGCCCCCCUGACACCUGUGACGAGUUCCACCGCACAGCCCUGCACCGCUCCUCGCUGGAAGGACACAUGGACAUCCUGCAGAAGCUGCUGGACAGUGGAGCCACCGUCGACUUCAGGGAUCGGCUGGACUGCACCGCUGUGCACUGGGCCUGCCGGGGUGGGCACCUGGAUGCUGUCAAGCUGCUGCAGGACCACGGGGCCGACCUCAACCUGAAGGACAAGCUGCUCAGCACCCCUCUCCACGUGGCCACCCGGACUGGGCACCUCGACAUUGUGGAGCACCUCAUCCACAGUGGGGUGGACAUCAACUCCCCGGACAGGGAAGGCGACACAGCACUGCAUGAUGCCACACGGCUCAGCCGCUACAAAAUCAUCAAAGUGCUGAUCCUGCACGGGGCUGACAUGAUGGCCAAGAACGAGGCUGGCAAGACCCCGACAGACCUGGUGCAGCAGUGGCAGGUGGACACACGCCAGGCGCUAGAGACCAGGGAGCAGCCGCAGGGGGAGAUGGAGGUCCCUGCGUGA
Tauraco erythrolophus (red-crested turaco) is the source of this 939-nucleotide messenger RNA. NCBI's taxonomy places the organism in Eukaryota, Metazoa, Chordata, Aves, Musophagiformes, Musophagidae. The record is from RefSeq and is a predicted model, not a curated record.